Messenger RNA from Aedes aegypti (yellow fever mosquito), 2195 nucleotides. It is a transcript of the gene DCAF12, whose product is annotated as DDB1- and CUL4-associated factor 12. NCBI's taxonomy places the organism in Eukaryota, Metazoa, Arthropoda, Insecta, Diptera, Culicidae. The record is from RefSeq and is a predicted model, not a curated record. Bases 355 to 1743 code for a protein of 462 amino acids. Gene Ontology annotation, cellular component: Cul4-RING E3 ubiquitin ligase complex. The transcript has 4 exons. Gene Ontology annotation, molecular function: protein binding.
ACUGUUGUCAUUGUCAAGUAGACAUUUCCCGAUUUGAGUAUAUUAUUUUUCAGUAAUCGUAAACUUUCUCCCAUAAAUAUAGUUUUAUCCGAGGAAAAAAUCGGCAAAAUUUGAUAAAAUCCGUGAUUCGGGCUUUGUUUGUGGUUUGACUCGUUGGCGGAUGAAAAGUUGUGCGCAUUGAGUCGGGAGCGAGUGACGAAAAAUGUUCUGAUAUCGACGGAAAAGUGCGACGACAAAAAGGCAGCAGCAGCAGAGUUUUGUGUUGUGGAGGAGGCUCCCUCUUUUCGGUGGCUGAGCACCACCGCGAAUUCCGAGUUCCGUGUCUUCGAGCUGCUAGCAAUUUAGAAUAGCGAAAUGUCCAAAACGGUGAAACGGCCCGCAGCGGGAAUCUAUCCGAACUGCUACAUUCCCUCCCGACUGGAGGACCGAAGGCAAAGGGCCCGGAUGCUGCGGCAAGAACGGAGACGGAAACCGGACAAGCCGGACGAUUUUGUGACGUACGAGGACAGCGACAGCGAGGAGGAAACCCCGGCCCAGCAGCACCAGGUCCUGAGCACGUCGUACAACUUUGUGGACUAUGUCCGCAGUCGGGAGUCGGAUCUGCGGGAAGUGCGCAGUGUUGAUUCGGCCUACGCCAGCAGGCACAUUCUGACGCACGAUAUGUUCAAGGAGACACCGAUCGCGCUCGGGAACAUCAAUAAGGUGUUCUGUUCGCAGUGGCUUAGUAAUCGGCAGGUGGUAUUUGGUACAAAAUGCAACAAGCUGAUGGUGUACGACGUGAACACCCGAAAGGUGGAUGCAAUCCCCACAUUGCCAAAUAGUCGAGGCGCCAGUCCAGAUACCCAGUCUGGCAUUCAUGCAUGCCAGAUUAAUCCGAGCCAUAGCUUACUGGCGACGGGAGCUCGACACUCGGCGGACAUUGCCAUCUAUAGACUGCCGACGCUGGAUCCCCUUUGCAUCGGAGAGAAUGGCCACCGAGAUUGGGUGUUCGAUAUGUGCUGGUUGGACGAUCAGUUUUUGGUGUCCGGGUCUCGCGAUACCAAAGUUGCCCUGUGGCGUAUCAACGAAGACAACAUGGAGUUCCCCGUAGUCAACAAGGAAGGCGAAGAGCAAGAAGCCGUUCCGACGUAUGCUCGAAUCACCCCGGUGGCAAUAAAGGACUGUCGGGGUGCUCAGAAGAUUCGGGCACUCUGUUUCCACAAAGAGUACCGGGAAAUAGCGCUACUUUCGCUCAACGGGUAUAUGCACCUGUUCAACGCGGAAACGUUCUCGCAGAAGCUAUCCCGGAAGCUGCCGAACUGUCAGGAGAAUGUGUGCAUCGCAUGCCAACCGAACGGUCUGUAUGCAGUAGGUUGUCGCUCGUAUACCUUACUACUUGACCCGAGGACACUGCAGGCAGUGAAAAAGAUCGCAUCUCGAUACAGUGGAUGCGGUAUUCGCUCGGCCAGUUUCCAGGGUAACAUUCUCACAAUAGGAACCGGUCUGGGGAUGUUGAUGUUCUACGACAUCCGCGCUGGAAAGUAUCUCGAAUCGCAAACCAGUGCCUCCCGCACGGUAGUGUUGAAGGCCAGCCGAGGCUAUGUAGCACAAUUUCCCGAGGAAGAGAUGGACAACUUCCAGCAAAUCAAAUACGUUCCGGCUAUCUACACGCACUGUUACGAUAGCAGCGGCACCAGACUGUUCACCGCCGGAGGGCCACUUCCGGCAACGCUCAUAGGUAACUACGCGGGCAUUUGGCAAUAGGCACGGUUCGGACGACAAACACCCAACAAUAUGAAGUGAUAAGGGAAAAAACGCUCCUUUGCAAAAGAGGAUAAAGCUAAUUUUAGUACAUAAUUUAUUUUGUUCAUACCUCUCAUACUUCACCGAAAUCUGUCCUAUUGUAAUAACAUAUUCAACAAAGGCAAAAGCUUCACAUAUCAAUGCAAAUGUAUCUAAUACUUAGAUUACUUACAAUUCAGACUGCUUCAGGCAGAGUUCAGGAUUUGGACAUUGCUUAAAUUUGAAAUAUUCGUUGCGAACGAUCAGAUAGGAACUCAAAAGCGGAAGCAGACAUGUUUCCUGAAGUAGGUACACUUCGGCGAUUUUCCGUUGGUGAAGAGGUGGAUUGGAAAUUAUGUGUACCCGUUACAACAUCGUCACCAUUUAAAUUUACAAAAUAUAAUUGACCUAUCCCACCUUUGGGACAAACAAAA